UGGAUAUGCGGAGGUUCCGGGCGGGGGAAGGGAUUGAGUGUGUGCGGUGAGUGUGUGAGUGUGUGUGUGUCUGUGUGUGUGUGUACACAGCGCAGGGAGAGAGCGCAUGCGCCUUGGCUGGCGGGGCCGAAUGUUUCCCAAGUGUUUGAAACUGGUAUUUGGGUUUUCCACGUUGGAUCUAGCGCGGCGUAUGGGAGCGAGGAGGCUGCGUUGAUAUCGCCGGGGAGCGGCGGCGGCGGCGGUGAGGAGCAGAGCGGGGAAGGGGGGAGCGGAGGAGAAGCGGAGCAGAGCGGCGCUGGCGCAGGCAGAGGGGCUGCCGCUGCCUCUGACAGACACUUUGCAGAGCACAUUUUGUUUCCAGAUUGUUUCGGAGGAGCUGGUUUAAACCCCCCUCUUUUCUCCUCCUCCUCCCUCCCUCCCCUCCCCACACACACACACAAAUCCCUCUGAUUGUUCUUACCACCUCCUUCGUGAAUUACCCACAACGACAGCCAUUCAAUCAGCUGCUGCUGGCUGUAGGGGACUAGCGGAGGGUGUGUGUGUGUCUCUCUCUCCCUCUUUUUUACACAAGAGGAGUCAGAUGUAGCUUCCCUCGGUUUUUUUGGGGGGGAGCUACCGAGAGAGGUGGGCAGGGAGUGAGACCUUCAUCGGGGUUACCGUCUUUGAAGGGAGCAGCACUUGCUCUCACACAGAGAGGUGUGGGGAAGGAUUUUUGUUUCUCUGCCGGAUGAAAAUGUUGAGUCCUGCAAACGGAGACCAGCUUCACCUAGUGAACUAUGUGGAGGAUUAUCUGGACUCCAUCGAGUCUAUGCCCUUCGAUCUGCAGAGAAAUGUCUCCUUGAUGAGGGAAAUUGACGCCAAAUAUCAAGAGAUUCUGAAGGAUCUGGAUGAUUACUAUGAAAAAUUUAAACGGGAGACAGAUGCUGUGCAGAAGAGGAGAAUGUUGCACUGCAUACAGAGAGCCUUGAUUCGGAGUCAGGAACUGGGGGACGAGAAGAUCCAAAUCGUCAGUCAGAUGGUGGAGCUUGUUGAGAACAGAACAAGGCAAGUGGACAGCCACAUGGAACUGUUUGAGACUUGUCAAGAGACUAAUGACACCACUGGAAACAGCGGGAAAGGCAGCCAGGAUAAGUCAAAGAAUGAGACAAUCGCACAGGCUGAAAAGCCCAACAACAAGAGAUCGAGGAGGCAGAGGAAUAAUGAGAAUCGAGAAAAUGCCUCAAAUAAUCAUGAUCAUGAUGACAUCACCUCAGGAACACCUAAGGAGAAGAAAGCAAAAACAUCCAAGAAGAAGAAACGAUCCAAGGCUAAAGCAGAGCGGGAAGCUUCUCCCCCUGACCUUCCUAUUGACCCUAAUGAGCCAACAUACUGCUUGUGCAACCAAGUCUCCUAUGGAGAAAUGAUUGGAUGUGAUAAUGAUGAGUGCCCCAUUGAAUGGUUUCACUUCUCUUGUGUGGGACUCAACCAUAAACCAAAGGGCAAAUGGUACUGCCCCAAAUGUAGGGGAGAAAACGAGAAAACUAUGGACAAGGCAUUGGAGAAAUCUAAAAAAGAAAGGGCAUACAAUAGGUAGUUUGUAGACUUUUCAUAGUGAAGGAAAAAACCCACCAAACCAGUGUAUUUAUUGUCAGUGUCACCUUUGUUGAGGUGAAAGGAUUGUAAAAUGUAUAUUUUUAAAGGAGGUUUAAAACAACCAUUCCUGUUACAGGGACGGCAAUAAGAAAUUUUGGUUUUCAUUUGGUAAGCUGUAACAAGAAUGUGGUCUGUGGACCAAUGUAUUC
Messenger RNA from Ficedula albicollis (Collared flycatcher), 1781 nucleotides. It is a transcript of the gene ING1, whose product is annotated as inhibitor of growth family member 1. The transcript has 2 exons. The record is from RefSeq and is a predicted model, not a curated record. Bases 728 to 1573 code for a protein of 281 amino acids. NCBI's taxonomy places the organism in Eukaryota, Metazoa, Chordata, Aves, Passeriformes, Muscicapidae. Gene Ontology annotation, cellular component: nucleus. Gene Ontology annotation, biological process: positive regulation of DNA-templated transcription.